CUUUUGCUAAAAGAAGGCGCAAUUCCAACUUUGCGUGGGAUACCUGCAGACGAGGGACAUGCCAGUGCAUCAUUGGAGUUACCAGCCACAAAAGAUAUCGGCUGCCAGACUGAGCCCCUUCAAACACAGAGUGUUGGCACACAACUCUCUUCUAGGACUCUUCGUUCACAUUACAAAAGUGAAGCUGUACAGGCUACUGUGUCCUGCAAGGACUUUGGCACAUCCACUGAUCCCUUCAUAGACCCACUCCCUUAUCUAAGCUCAACACCCAUAAAGCGACCGUCUAAGAGACCUCGCCUGGAGGAGGAGGAGGAGGAGGAGGACCCUUUCGAGGGGAGCUCAAUUGUCACUUCUCAAGGGCCGGACACAACCUAUGACCCUGCAGACUGUCUCAACUUUGACAGAGUCAACAGUCAUGUCAGAUGCUGCAUUCACUUCCACACAGGCGAUUAGAAAAUACAUAGUGUAUGAGACAUGUCUGAUGGAGCUGUUUGAGGUGUGUGCUGUGUGCAAGCGUGCAUGCCUUGUAAAAACCAAAAGGCUUGGGACAUUUUUAUCAGUGGAACAGCUAUGCAAGUACUGCGAGUAUUCCCGAAGUUGGAAAAGCCAGCCUCUUCUGGAUAAUACACCAGCUGGGAACGUACAGCUUUCUGCUGCAGUGUACAUCAGUGGAGCCUCGUUCUUCAAACUUCAAAGGGUGUUCAAGGCAAUGCGUCUGCAGAUAUUUCUGUAUGACACGUUCCGUCGGCAUGCCAGAAUGUUUGUGGAACCAGCUAUAGUCCACACCUGGAGGAAGUCCCAGGAGGUGAUGCUGCAGCAGCUCAAAGAUGAUAAAGUCAUACUCGGUGGCGACAUGAGGGCUGACUCUCCAGGCCACUGUGCAAAAUAUGGUAGCUAUACCAUGAUGCACCUCAACACCAACACUAUUGUCGAUCUCCAGUUGGUUCAGAGCAAUGAGGUUGGUGGGAGCUCAUACAUGGAGAAAGAGGGCCUGAAGAGGAGCCUGUCAUUGUUGGGUGCACAAGGUGUAACCAUUGAUUGCAUCGUCACCGACCGCCACCCACAAAUUCAGAAAUUCCUGAGGGAGGAAAACAUCACACAAUUCUACGAUGUCUGGCACAUGGAGAAAGGACUUUCAAAGAAAAUAGAUAAAAUAGGCAAAAAGAAGGACUGUGAGAAAGUAAAGAAGUGGAUUCCAGCCAUCAGAAACCACAUCUAUUGGACAGCUGCAUCAUCCAAAACGGGGCCGGAGAGAGUGGCUAAAUGGACCUCCCUCCUGAACCACGUUCGGGAUGUUCAUACACACGAGGACCCCCUCUUCCCAAAAUGCCUCCAUACAAUUAGAAAAACAAGGGACAAGAGUAAAUGGCUCUCAGCAGGAACUCCUGCGUUCUACAACCUGGAAAAGGAGCUGACCAAAAAGACUGUCCUGAGGGACAUUGCCAAGCUCAGUCCCCACUACCAGACGUCCUCUUUGGAGGCGUUCCAUAGCGUCAUCCUGCGGUUCGCUCCAAAAAACGUGGUCUAUCCAUAUCUGGGAAUGCUGUGCAGACUGUACCUGGCUGCACUGCAUUAUAAUGAGAAUGCUGAUCGAGGACAAGCCACAACAUCAUCAGGGGAUCCUCGUUUCAAACUGAGCUUUCCAAAAUCCAGGAAGGGAGAGUGCAGAGCCAGACCAGUGAAGACGGAGGCAACAUUCCGAUAUGUUGAUGAUUUGACAUGAUCAUGGAGAAAGUCUUUGUCGACCCAUCAUCGUAUAGAGACGAGAUUCUGAAGAUAAACAUCCCGCCGGACCUGUCUUCACAAUAUGAGCAUCCAGACAAGGAGGAGGUCAUCGCCAGCUACGUCUCCAGAUUCAAUCAAGGGGGGGGAGUUUGAAGCCUCCAUAUCUUCCCUGGGCGUCAGAAAACUCUCGUCGGAUCCGAAGAACCACACACGAGAGAAUCACUACCCGUAUCUUCCGACCAAGGAAGCCCCAGCACCAGCUCACGAAGCUCCUAUAGGCUACAAACCUGUAACGACUGAGAGAAAUUAACAUUGGUAGUCAGCAGGUUGUUAUGUCUGGGUUCACAUUUCUCUAAUUUGGAUUCAGUGAAUCCUUCAACAUUGUAUUUAUAUGUACAUUGAC
Messenger RNA from Perca fluviatilis (European perch), 2128 nucleotides. RefSeq lists its product as uncharacterized. The record is from RefSeq and is a predicted model, not a curated record. Lineage: Eukaryota; Metazoa; Chordata; Actinopteri; Perciformes; Percidae. The transcript has 11 exons. The coding region runs from base 374 to 1723 and encodes 449 amino acids.